AUGCCGCCGGCGAAUAAGAUCGUUUUCGGUCUUCUCACAUUCGUCACUAUCGGAAUGAUCAUCGGUGCUCUCUCUCAAUUGGCAUUUAUACGAAAACUGGAAGACUCAUAUGGUACAGAGGCUCAACCGUUUAGAAGAUUACGUGGAUUAGAGAGAAAAGAUUACCUUCGGUUGCCUGGAGGCAUUCCGUAUUGGAAUAAUGACAAGGAAGCAGAAAUAUUACGCCUUGGAUAUAUCAAACCUGAGGUGCUUAGCUGGUCUCCACGAAUUAUCUUACUGCAUAACUUCUUGAGUUCAGAGGAAUGUGAUUAUCUUAGGGCAGUGGCCCUCCCUCGUCUGAAAAUUUCAACAGUGGUGGAUGUAAAGACUGGAAAGGGAGUCCAGAGUGAUGUCAGAACAAGCUCUGGUAUGUUUUUGAAUGGUGAUGAGAGAAAAUAUCCCAUGAUACAAGCAAUUGAAAAAAGAAUUUCCGUCUAUUCUCAAGUACCAGUUGAAAAUGGAGAGCUUAUGCAAGUCCUAAGGUAUGAGAAGAAUCAGUUUUACAGGCCCCAUCAUGACUAUUUUGCUGAUACCUUCAACUUGAAGCGUGGUGGGCAGCGAAUAGCUACAAUGCUUAUGUAUUUAGGUGACAAUGUUGAGGGAGGAGAAACACAUUUCCCAAUGGCUGGUUCAGGCGAAUGUAGCUGCGGUGGAAAAUUGUCGAAAGGGAUAUGUGUGAAACCAACUAAAGGAGACGCGGUGCUUUUCUGGAGUAUGGGACUGGAUGGAAAGUCAGAUCCAGAAAGUGUUCAUGGAGGAUGUCCAGUACUCUCAGGGGAAAAGUGGUCAGCUACAAAGUGGAUGAGGCAAUCAGUUCAUCAUUGA
Messenger RNA from Lathyrus sativus (Indian pea), 864 nucleotides. Lineage: Eukaryota; Viridiplantae; Streptophyta; Magnoliopsida; Fabales; Fabaceae. The record is from the annotation of a GenBank genome assembly.